AUGUUUGCAGCACCAGCCGAAUCUCCUAUAGAAGUUGAAGUCAAUCCACGCUUAAACACAGAGACCUAUGAUAUCCUAGUUCAGAUGAAACAGGAUUUAGAUGAACAAAUCACACACCUAACUACCAAAAUAGCAAUUUCCAAGAAAGUUAUUAAGAAAUGCAAUAGUGAAAUAAACAAGGCAAAAAGAAUAAUCAACAAAGACAAAACCCCAGAUGAUGUUACAGCAGCAAAAAGACUGAAGCAAAACAAGGAAAGGGACAAAAGGAAAGAAAACAGAACACUUUUACAAAAUCAAAAAGAUCUAACAGAGGUUGAAGCCAACUGGCUAGAACAGCUGAUUUUAUAA
Molecule: messenger RNA, 348 nt
Organism: Enterospora canceri
Lineage: Eukaryota; Fungi; Microsporidia; Enterocytozoonidae
Source: the annotation of a GenBank genome assembly